This is a messenger RNA of Trichoderma aggressivum f. europaeum, 1440 nucleotides long. RefSeq lists its product as uncharacterized. The transcript has 3 exons. Gene Ontology annotation, cellular component: Ino80 complex; Swr1 complex; NuA4 histone acetyltransferase complex. Lineage: Eukaryota; Fungi; Ascomycota; Sordariomycetes; Hypocreales; Hypocreaceae. The record is from RefSeq and is a predicted model, not a curated record. Bases 1 to 1440 code for a protein of 479 amino acids. Gene Ontology annotation, biological process: chromatin remodeling; regulation of transcription by RNA polymerase II; box C/D snoRNP assembly. Gene Ontology annotation, molecular function: ATP binding; DNA helicase activity; ATP hydrolysis activity.
AUGGCUGCUCCCAUAGUGACCGUUUCCGAGUCCAAGGACCUUCGCGGUCUGAACCUCAUCGCCGCGCAUUCGCACAUCCGUGGACUCGGCGUCGAUGCCACGAGUCUCGAGCCCAGAGCCGCGUCUCAAGGCCUUGUUGGCCAGGAGAAGGCUCGAAAGGCCGCGGCCGUUAUCCUUCAGAUGAUCAAGGAGGGCAAGAUUGCUGGUCGCGCCGUCUUGAUUGCCGGUCCCCCAAGCACGGGCAAAACUGCCAUUGCUACCGGAAUGGCACAAUCACUCGGCGCCGACGUUCCCUUCACGACUCUCGCGUCCUCCGAAAUCUUCUCCCUCGAAAUGUCCAAAACCGAGGCUCUCACCCAAGCCUUCCGCAAGUCGAUCGGCGUCCGCAUCAAGGAGGAGAGCGAGAUCAUGGAGGGAGAGGUUGUCGAGAUCCAGAUCGACCGAAGCGUCACCGGCAGUGCCAAGCAGGGCAAGCUGACCAUCAAGACGACUGAUAUGGAGGCUGUGUACGACAUGGGCGCAAAGAUGAUUGAUGCCAUGACCAAGGAGCGCGUCAUGGCCGGCGAUAUCAUUUCCAUUGACAAGUCUUCUGGAAAGAUUACCAAGCUCGGCCGAUCAUACGCUCGAUCUCGCGAUUACGAUGCCAUGGGCGUCGAUACCAAAUUUUUGCAGUGCCCCGACGGAGAGCUGCAGAGGCGCAAGGAGGUGGUCCACACAGUGACGCUGCAUGAAAUCGAUGUCAUCAACUCGCGAACACAGGGAUUCCUGGCUCUCUUCUCCGGCGACACUGGUGAGAUUCGCAGCGAGAUUCGCGAUCAGAUCAACACCAAGGUUGGGGAGUGGAAAGAGGAGGGCAAGGCCGAGAUCGUUCCCGGCGUGCUGUUCAUUGACGAGGUGCACAUGCUCGACAUUGAGUGCUUCUCUUACAUCAACCGGGCCCUGGAGGAUGAUUUGGCGCCAGUCGUCAUCAUGGCCAGCAACCGCGGCCAGUCGCGCAUUCGAGGCACGGACUACAAGAGCCCACACGGUCUACCCCUCGAUUUCUUGGAUCGCGUUGUCAUUAUCAACACGCAUCCUUACAACCCCGAAGAAAUCCAACAGAUCCUGUCCAUCCGGGCGCAGGAGGAGGAGAUUGACGUUUCAGCAGACGCCCUGGCCCUGCUUACCAAGAUUGGCCAGGAAGCCGGUCUUCGAUACGCCAGCAACCUCAUCACCACAUCGCAGCUGGUCUCAGCAAAGAGAAAAUCCAAGCAGGUUGGCAUUGAUGACGUCAAGCGAUGCUUCCAGCUCUUCUACGACCCUGCCAGAAGCAUCGAGUUUGUGAACAAAUCCGAGAAGCGCCUGAUUGGCAAUGACGGCGGCGUCGACCUGUCGGUCCAGAACGGUGGCACUAACGCUGCUGCUGCCGCUGCCGGCUCUGAGACCAUGGACUUGAGCUAG